Rotaria sordida is the source of this 984-nucleotide messenger RNA. The record is from the annotation of a GenBank genome assembly. Lineage: Eukaryota; Metazoa; Rotifera; Eurotatoria; Philodinida; Philodinidae.
AUGAGUGACAACAUUAUACAACAUCGUUCGACAUUAGAAAUAUUUCCUGAUGAACUUUUUUAUGAACUUUUUGAAUAUAUUCCUUUAAAUGAUUUAUAUCGAAUAUUUUUUGGUCUUAAUAAACGUAUUAAUAUUAUUCUAAAAAAUUUAUCAAAUCUAUUCGCUGAAUGGACAACACAUAAUGAUGAUAAAAUAAUUGAUAUAUUUUCAACAUCUAUUAGUCGACUUGUUAUUUGGCGUGGUGGUUAUUUAAAUUUAAAUCGUUUUAUUAAACUUCGUUCAUUAAAAUUAGCUUUACCAACAAUUGAACAAUGUAAUGAAAUUCAAUCAUCAUUAAUACUUGAACAUUUACAUAUUGAAUCAACAAUUAAUAAACGUAAAAUUAGUGAACAAUUAUCUUUAUUAUUUUUAACAAAUUCAUUUCCACGUCUUCGUACAUGUCAAAUUGAUGAAAUACAAUUUGAUAAAAAUAUUUUUCAUAUUAAACCAACACUUCUUUCAUUAAUUACAUAUACACAAAAUCCAGGACGAUUACUUUCAUUAUGUUCUAAUUUAAAAUAUUUACGUUUAAAUUUAAAAGAUAAUAUUAAUGAAUUUUCAUCAUUUGAUAUUCAUUUAAAUCUUCGUUAUCUUCAAAUUGGUAUUUAUUCAAUUGAAAUAAAUCUUUCAACAAUUGAAACAAUACUUUCAUUAACACCAAAUUUAAUUCGAUUUAAAUUUGAUGGUCCAUGUAUUCCACCAUCACAAAAUAAAUUAGAUAUUUAUUCAUUAGCAUCUGUAUUUACACGUUUUUUAACAAAAUUAUGUUUUAUUCAUAUUAGUCUUCCUUUAAAUGAUAAUCAAUCAGAUUCAAAAGAAUUUGAAAAUGAAAAAGAAUCAUUAAAAAAACUUCAUCCACUUUUUAAUUAUAUUAUAUUUCGUCCACGAUCAUUUUAUGCACCUGGUCGAUUACUUAUUUCAUCAAUAAAUGAUAGUAAAACAUAG